CAUCCAUAUCAAAUUUAAGAAAUGGGAAAACCUAUAGGAGCAGAGCAUAAACUUAUUGAGCAAACUCUUGUGUUUCCUGCAACAAGAACAGCAACAACUACUUAUCUUCCUCUCACAUUUCUUGACUUGCAUUUUGCUGGUCCAAUCUACGCUAAACGCUUAUUCUUCUAUCCUUUUCCUCAUUCUACCAACCAUUUUUGCAAAACAACACUUCCAUCUCUCAAACAGUCUCUUUCAUGUGCUCUUCAACAUUUUUUCCCUCUUGCUGGAAAUCUCAUUUCUCCACCACCACCACAAAAACCUUUUAUUCGCUGCACCGAAGAAGACUCCGUCUUCUUCACCAUCGUUGAAUCCUCGUCAGAUUUCAACCAUCUCUCAAACAAACACCACCUGAAAAAUCUCAAAGAAAAUAAUCACCUUGCUCCAAUAUUAACACACAAAACUAGGGUUGAAGAUAUUAAUGACAUUGAAAAUGACACAUUCACUCUUCCAUUGUUGGCUUUGCAAGUCUCAGUUUUUCCCAACCAUGGUGUUUGCAUUGGCAUUACAUAUUGCCACGUGAUGGAUGGUAACAGUUGCAAUCAUUUCAUGAAAUCUUGGUCUUUUAUCCAUCAAGGAGGUGAUGCAGCUGAAUUGAAGUCACUACCUUGUUUUGAUAGAGAAGUUUUGAAGGACCCUAGAGGACUUGAGGAUCUUAUUUUAAGAGAUUAUUUUUUUACAAGAAAAUCAUGGAAGUUUAGACUCAUUGCUCAAAGUCAAAGCACUGGAGAACAUGAAGAUUCUUUUAAGGUAAUUAUUGCUUUUGGAAAAGAAGAAAUUGAGGGGAUGAAAAAAUGGGUGCUGAAUCAAUGGAAGAAAAAUGAUAAUAAUGAAAUCAACGUGCCAAAAUUUAUAUCUAAAUUUGUUGUAACUUCUGCUUUUGUUUGGGCUAGUAUGGUUGAAGCAAUGCAUAAAAAUGAUGAUGGUGGUGAUGAUGAUGAUGAAAAAGAUGAGUACUUUUGUUUCACAUGUGAUUGCAGAGAUAGACUUGGGUACUCAAUACCAGAGGGGUAUUUUGGGAACUGUGUAGUGUCUAAAAGUGCAACCAUGAAGAGAAAGGAUAUGAAGGGAAUAGAUAGUUUUGUUGAUGUUGUUAAGGUAAUUGAAAAGGCUGUUAAUGAGAUAAAAAAUGAACCUCUUAAAAAAUUAGAAGACUGGUUUGAAUUAAGUAAAACUAUGUAUAUGUCUGGAAAUCAAUUGUUUCUGCAUGGGUCACCUAAGUUUAAUGUUUAUGAGACCAAUUUUGGAUUUGGAAAACCUGUUAAAGUUGAGAUGGUGCAUGCAUUUAAGGGUGUGUCUCUUGCUGAAAGUGGAGAUGGAGAAGGUGGACUUGAGUUUGGGUUGGUACUUAAAAGUGAGGAGUUUGAAUAUUUCUCUUCUCUUAUUCAACAAGGACUUGAAGUUUUUAAAUAUUAGUAACAAAGAUGCUACAAUUAUCAUUUAAUUAGUUUGUGCUUGUUUUUUGUGCUUUUCGUUAAAAUAAAAUGUGUGUGGCUUGUUAGUGUUUUUUCUCUCAUUAUUAAAUAAUUCGAUCAUUAGUAUAA
Medicago truncatula (barrel medic) is the source of this 1583-nucleotide messenger RNA. Its product is annotated as coumaroyl-CoA:anthocyanidin 3-O-glucoside-6''-O-coumaroyltransferase 1. NCBI's taxonomy places the organism in Eukaryota, Viridiplantae, Streptophyta, Magnoliopsida, Fabales, Fabaceae. The transcript has a single exon. The record is from RefSeq and is a predicted model, not a curated record. Bases 22 to 1455 code for a protein of 477 amino acids.